Nematocida major is the source of this 1323-nucleotide messenger RNA. RefSeq lists its product as uncharacterized. Gene Ontology annotation, molecular function: FMN binding; flavin adenine dinucleotide binding; oxidoreductase activity. The coding region runs from base 1 to 1323 and encodes 440 amino acids. The transcript has a single exon. The record is from RefSeq and is a predicted model, not a curated record. Lineage: Eukaryota; Fungi; Microsporidia. Gene Ontology annotation, cellular component: cytosol.
AUGAGCUACAUUUAUAGAAGGGUGCAGACUCCAAAUUACACGCAGGACAGAAAGGACCGCGCCCUCACACCCACCCACACUGUGCGAAUAAAAACAAGGCUGUGCAAAGAAAAAGAAAACUCCAUUCUGUAUAAAGACAAGAGCUCUGCAGAGCCCGCAAAAAUAGCGAGCAGCGCAGCGUACGCCGUCAACAGCACAACCAUAUACACCGGCCGGCAAACUGUGGUAAAGUGCACUCUUCCCGACGUAAGAAUGGACUACACCCCAGGGGACUCUGUCCUGCUGUGGGCCUCAAACUCCGAAUGCCUGUGCAAAGCCUUGCUCAGCCUUCUGGAAAUAGACGACGCCCUGUUCAUUGCCUUUGAGAGGGUACACGCGCGAACCGGCGCAGUUGUCUUCUCCUUCUCUGGAAUGGCUGCGGACUACUUCAGGCACUUCAUGGACGCGAAAUCGCUCCCCUCCAAGCUGCUCCUGUACACGCUCUCGGAAUACGCAUCGGCCGAGAACGGAUGCAGGGAUAGACUCAGAUACCUGUCCACAAAAGAAGGAAGCGCCGACUACUUUGGGAUGGCAAAGGCCUGGAACAGCAUUGCAGAUGUUUUUGCGGAGUUUAGCGUGAAGGUGCCGCUUGAGGUUCUUCUGGGGGUGUGCACAGAGAUAAAGCCCCGAGCGUUUUCAAUGACACAGAAAAUAGGCAGCGCUUGCGAGUUCGUGUCCGGCAUACUCACAAACACCGCAGAGGACAGCACCCGGCUCGGGCACUUUUCAGAGUAUAUUGCAAGUGCAGCUUCAGAGACAGGCAGCCACACACCCGGCCUGGACCUCUCUGCAGGCUUAGUGUACAGGGUGCAGCAUAAGGAGAACAGGCUUCUCCGAAUGCGCAUGUCUCAGCCCGGAAGAAGCGCGCUUCUGGUCGGGAUAGGCACGGGCGUGAGCCCCUUCAUCUCUUUCAUUCGCAACUGCCCUGAAGGCGCAAGGCUUACUCUUUUCUACGGGUGCAGAAGCCCUGGCGAAAAUAUCCUGCUGCAAUGGGGGCUUAUUUCCGGAGAGGGCGAACGGUCUGAGUAUGCAGGGGCACGGAAGCACUGCAUGCCGUCCGCUGGGCCUGGCAUACGCGUGUAUGUGGUGUAUUCGCAGGCAGACAUGUGCAUCCGGAUGGACAGGUUCUUUGUAGCCAACAAGGGCGCCGCCGGCAAAGCCUGGGAAGAGGCAGAGAAGACGGACCUAUACAUAUGUGGGAACAAGCCAGCAUCCAUGAGCGUCUCGAAGUACUUUUCCGAGAACCACCCGGCCCUUUCGCAGUCUGUGGACGACUGGUCUUAG